UCUAUUUCUUAUUUACAUAUUCGCAUUACUUAUGCGAACCUGCGUGUUUUUGUUUUUCUUUUAAAAACCAAACUUAUUUACAUUUUAAAGUGAAGAAUUUACAAAAUUUGCAACGAGAAUUAAACAGCUUCAACAAUGCCCACAGAAAUUGAAAACUUGAAUCCCAAUGUGUAUAGUAAAUCCAAAGAACGUAUUGUUACCAAAGAAGAAACAGAUGAAUCUAUAGUUGAUCCCUUUGAUAAGAGGGAAAUAUUUGACUUAAUACGCAACAUAAACGAUCCAGAACAUCCGCUAACAUUAGAGGAGCUACAUGUUGUCCAAGAGGAUUUGAUUAAAGUUGAUGAUAAAGGCAACAACAUUUUUGUUAACUUCACACCAACUAUACCACAUUGCUCCAUGGCUACGUUGAUUGGACUAUCAAUAAGAGUGAAGCUAUUACGAUCCCUGCCACCUCGUUUUAAGGUAACUGUCGAGAUUACACCUGGAACUCAUGCCUCUGAAAAUGCUGUGAACAAGCAAUUAGCUGAUAAAGAACGAGUAGCAGCAGCUCUUGAAAAUAAACACCUGGCGGAGGUAAUCAACCAAUGUGUUGCUGCAAAGGAGGCUAUGGGUGCUUAAUGAUAAGGAGACAAAUUACUUUUUUUAUAGUUUUGUUUUAUUUCUAAUAAAAACUUAAUACAACAACUUA
Musca domestica (house fly) is the source of this 688-nucleotide messenger RNA. RefSeq names its product MIP18 family protein galla-2 (gene galla-2). The coding region runs from base 136 to 618 and encodes 160 amino acids. The transcript is spliced from 2 exons. Lineage: Eukaryota; Metazoa; Arthropoda; Insecta; Diptera; Muscidae. The record is from RefSeq and is a predicted model, not a curated record. Gene Ontology annotation, biological process: iron-sulfur cluster assembly. Gene Ontology annotation, cellular component: cytosolic [4Fe-4S] assembly targeting complex.